AUGGCCACCUUCUGGCCUUCCAUUCUAUAUGCCUUGGCAAUAUGUUUGAUAGCUACAAAUGUAAUGGCAGAUCAUGAGCCCUACAUCUACGCAUCUCCACCACCACCGCCUUAUAUGUACAUGUCACCACCGCCGCCAUCUCCAUCACCCCCAUCUCCUUAUUACUACAGCUCUCCUCCGCCGCCUCAUCACCACCACCACCACCAUCACACGUCACCACCUCCACCGCCUCCUUACUACUAUAAAUCGCCACCUCCUCCGUCACCAUCUCCACCACCACCUUACUACUAUAAGUCCCCACCACCUCCAUCUCCCUCACCCCCACCACCUUACUACUACAAGUCACCACCUCCUCCCUCCCCAUCACCACCUCCACCAUACAUAUACAAAUCACCCCCACCACCAUCUCCUUCACCGCCGCCUCCUUAUGUCUACAAAUCCCCACCUCCUCCAUCUCCUUCUCCGCCACCUCCGUAUAUUUAUAAAUCACCCCCACCACCAUCUCCUUCACCUCCACCCCCUUACCUCUAUAACUCUCCACCACCCCCAUCUCCAUCACCACCUCCUCCAUAUUUGUACAAGUCCCCACCUCCUCCAUCUCCAUCACCUCCACCUCCUUAUGUAUAUAAAUCGCCACCACCACCUUUCCCUUCACCACCACCACCAUAUGUCUACAAAUCACCCCCGCCACCAUCUCCUUCACCACCACCUCCUUACGUAUACAAAUCCCCACCACCACCUUCUCCAUCACCUCCACCUCCUUAUAUCUACAUAUCACCCCCACCACCAUCUCCUUCACCUCCACCUCCUUAUGUUUACAAGUCUCCACCACCGCCAUCCCCAUCACCACCUCCCCCAUAUGUCUACAAGUCCCCUCCUCCUCCAUCUCCAUCACCUCCUCCUCCUUAUGUAUACAAAUCGCCACCACCGCCAUCCCCAUCACCACCUCCACCCUACUAUUACAAGUCUCCACCACCUCCAUCUCCCUCUCCUCCACCUCCUUAUGUUUAUAACUCGCCCCCACCACCAUCGCCAUCCCCUCCUCCUCCCUACUUAUACAAGUCCCCACCUCCACCAUCCCCAUCACCACCUCCUCCCUACUACUAUAAAUCACCACCACCUCCACCAUACUAA
This is a messenger RNA of Cornus florida, 1134 nucleotides long. RefSeq names its product extensin-2-like. The transcript has a single exon. Lineage: Eukaryota; Viridiplantae; Streptophyta; Magnoliopsida; Cornales; Cornaceae. The coding region runs from base 1 to 1134 and encodes 377 amino acids. The record is from RefSeq and is a predicted model, not a curated record.